Molecule: messenger RNA, 4541 nt
Organism: Cataglyphis hispanica
Lineage: Eukaryota; Metazoa; Arthropoda; Insecta; Hymenoptera; Formicidae
Product: neural cell adhesion molecule 1-like
Exons: 6
Coding region: 876-1733 (285 amino acids)
Biological process (GO): synapse organization
Cellular component (GO): neuron projection membrane
Source: RefSeq, a predicted model, not a curated record
AUCACGACGUGCCGUUCGUGCCUCGCGAACGUUGGAUUUUACACGCAUUCGGCUCACCUCACCCUUCCACCCUCGUCGCUGUCAUCCCGUUCGUCGCUGUCCGAUCGGUCAUCGAUCGAGGAAGGAAAACGUCGAUUUUUGCCCCUGAUUUCCGACAGUGAUUUUCCGCGAAUCACCGUAAUGUAAUUUUUGAAUUUGCCGAUCGGUUUUGACACAUUGCUUUUGACAUAUCGGUUUUGUCAUUUAAUACAAUCGCGGCGACUACGUUUGCGUUUGGGGAGUGCGAUAGUGUAUUAUAAUAGUGGCUCGUUAGGAUGUGAAUCGCGCGAUAGCGAUCGCGAAGGAACGAUUAAUUGAAUGGCGAUUUGUUCGCCAAGACGCUUUUUGCCAACCGCUCAGAGUGAACGUUUUCGCAAUCGAUGGAGCAGAUCGAAAUGACUGAUCGCGAGGUGACGAUGGAAUAAACGCGCGUGCCAUUGGUGAUUUGGAUCGGCGGUGCUCUGCAUCCUCGACGAGAGGAACUGACGACGGUGUCGAACAAUCCUUGGCGACGGGGACAUGGACCGGAAGUGACUGCACCGUGCGUGUCGCCGUCAUUGCGAUAAACGGCGCGUAAAAGUGCGCGUAACCACCUAAUCGCACGAGAUACGGAUUUUCCCGGAUCUAUUGUUCGGCGAGAAGAAUUUCCUUCUCUCCGGCGGAGAAUCCGGCGGAAAUUCAGGAGGACUGCGCAUUGCAGCGAGAUUUGGAUGCAUUCCCAGGAGCACUUUCUCGCCCUAAGAAGUUCGUACGCAGUGUUUCCUUAAAGUGUAGUUCCAAGAUCCAUAUUUUAGAAGAGAUGUAUAUCUAAAAAAAGGGCUCGAGUACUAUUCAUCAUGAGGAUACUGUGGAUUGUGGUGGGCAUUCUAUUCGAGAUACACUUGUACUUUACAGUAAGUCAGGCCAAGCAUCAGCAGAACUCAAGUGCCAAUAAUGCAAUCGCCUCAUUGAAUGUUCCGGAGGGUAAAAAUGAAGAUCUUGAAGGCCCAAUUGGAGAGGUGCUCGCUCAAAGUGGUAGCACGGCAGUUUUACCGUGCAGAAUUACCGAUCCUGGUGCUGGAACCAUUACGUGGGUGAGGAGAAGAGACAAACUGUUGUUAACAAUUGGUACCAGCACGCACUCCGUCGACAAAAGAUUUGCCAUUAGGCAUUCGAAUACCGAUUGGCAGCUCACUAUACGUGCCGUAACGAUGGACGAUGCUGGCAUCUAUGAAUGUCAGGUGACGUCAUAUCCGGUACAGCGGAACUUUGCCCGUUUGAAGAUCACGGAGGCGUACUCGAUAAUACCAGGUGCGCCUGAUUUGCAUGUAAAGCAAGGAUCGAGCCUCCGUUUGGAAUGCCAACUUAUGGCGGCCACGGAAAAGCCUCUUUACGUCUUCUGGUAUCGUCAGGGCCGUAUGAUAAAUUACGAUGAGGAGCCCGGCGUCGACGUCAAGCUCACGCCAAGCGGCUCCAUUUUAACGGUGAACAAAACGAAGCUUACGCACAACGGCAACUACACGUGUGCGCCUAGCAACACCAAGGCGGCGUCUGUCAUGGUCCACGUGAUUGAAGAAGAGGAGAAGCCGGCGGCGAUGCACGGGGGUGACAGAAGGAACCUCAGCCCGGCAAUUUUGGCGAGUAACUUUCUAGUGUCCUUCCUAGCGGCCGUCAGCUGGAGGAUACCGAGUUUCACGAACCUUUACCCGACGUGAAUUACCGCCGUCCCUCCGGCGGCGGCACUUUACUGUCCCUCUGCGACAAGGGUCCCACCGUCGAGGAAACGAGUUCCCGGGUCAUCGUUCUGCUGCUCGGCGCGGCGCAAUCUCAAGAAGAAACUCCAUUCAUGGAAAUUGUGCGCAAUGUGAUGCACCCACAAACUUGGCGAUACCUUACUCGAUUUACUUUGUAAAACGUGUGUUUUUCUUGCGUAUAUUAAAUAAACACAGUUCGGGUGGUAGUCGCGAUAUGCGCGCUCGGCUCUCGUGUCUCCGACAGUGUCCUGUGAGCUCAAAGGUUGUCAGCGAGUCUGUUGGUUUAUUUAGUGCACAUACAUCGGUGAGAAAUCCUCUCUUCAACUCCCCCUCAUUCCUUUAUCUACUUCUAUCUUGACCCGUUCUUGCGCGAGUGCCGCGUAAAUGUGCUUGGCCGGACGAUUGUAAUCCCUUUUGGAAUUGAGCUAGCGAUUUACUGUAGAAUAUGUUUUAUUCUAAUACACAUACACACACAUACAUACAUAUACAUACUUUCUCGUGUAAUCACCGUCUCUCAUUGCGUGCGAGGUUACAAACCUAGCUCCUGUCCACGCAACAUUUCCAUAAUAAAGAUGAAAAAUAAGAUUUCAGCAUGUAAAUAACAAAUGCAAUUGUUUCUAUUAUAUUGAUUUCUUUGGUGAUAAUAAAUCGUAUAAAAUAAUAAUAUUUGAAAGAAUUUUCAAUUUUAAAUAAUUAAUAAUUUUGACAAAUUAAUUUUAUAUAUUUUGAAAUGUGGAAAAAUAACAAAAUAAUAUUAAAAAAUUUUGUAAUAAAUGUGUCGCAUACAUCCAUAAUUUUGUUUCAAAAAUAAUAAUAUUCUUUUUUUUUAUCAUUGUUUAAGCUAGAUUGCAACUGUCUCUGGACAAUGUGACAAUGGCAAUGAGACGACGAGAUUAUCGAGCUAUGGUACUAAGGUACGUUGUAAGGUACACAUUUGGUGAAAAAGUUGCAUAAGCGGAAGGGAAAUUUCGGGAAUUUGCUUGAACGAGAAAACUCGGUUUCUCACAGGAAACGAAAACGUUUCCCGAUGAGAACUCUUCCGCUCGAUAUGCGACUCGUCGAUAUCUUUCUAGUGUGCGUGAGUCGGCGAGCAUGCAUUUCUUCGUAUGUGCAUUCUACAUAUACAUAUAUACACUUAUAUAUUCGUUACGUACACAGAAAUGUAUACGGUGGGAGCUCGAUUUAUCGUUCUUCCAAUUAAUCAUCCAUGUACCAUUUAUAUAUUUUCAAAUUCCCAAAGUGAUUUGUGUAUCGCUUAUCGUUUGUCGCAAAUUCAUUAAUCGCGCUGAUUAUUUUUUGUUUGGUCGCAAACAUCCCCUCCAAAAACGUUCAAUCGAGUUUUCACCGUAUUAUACUAUACGUUAUUAUAUAAUGUAGAAGUUGUUGCGGAAAUCGUGUUUAUCGUGAUCAGCACAUACGUGGUAAUAAUGAUGAAUUAUAUCCUACGAAUAAAUCGUCUGCUAUCAACAAUUUUUUUUUUCUUUUUUAUAGAACUGUUCUUGAUAUAAAAAUCUGAAACAAAAAAUCUAUUUAAAAUUUUUACUUAAAUAGAUGACUAAGCAGAAAUUUAAAUAAAAAAAAAUCUUACUGAGAUUAGUACAUAAUGGAACAAGGAAAAAAAAAUAUAUAUUUGCAUAAUCGAAACAGGAACUGAUUUCGCAUUUAAUGUAAUUUGGUUGUCUUUAUCGAUAGCCGAAGAUUUGAAUAAAUUUUCCCUCGAGUAGAAUAUAUGAACUGCUUCGAAAUCACGAUAAGACACAAGCAGAUUUCUUGCGACAACUUGAUUACGCGAACCUGAAGUGGAUGAGCGACGUUCUUUCCGCACUGUAGAAAGCCUUACCUCAAUUCCCGUCGACUCUCACAGUGUCAUCGUGAAGGGGGAUUCCUCCUCUGCGCUUUGCAAUCUCUCGAAUGGGUAUACAUCGAAGCAUCGCAGUGUUUGUUCGUCCCCGCAGUGUGUACAUCUAUCUUUAAAUAAAUGAUAAACACAAACGUUCAAAUGUUCGAUGUGAGGAGAAGACUUGGCGAACUCUAUCGCGAGCGUUUGCUCUCAUUCUCUCUGUACGUUCGGUCAAUCUUUCACGCGCGUGCUCGACGUAUACCUAUUGUACUUUCGUACAUCUUCCAGAUUGAAGAAUGAUCCAACCACGGCUGGUGCGAUCGAGUCUUUCGAGACACAUAAAGUACACUCUUUCCUCACUCUUUUAACGACAUCGGAAUUUAUUCGAUAUUCCAACGACUUCACUCGACGCAGAUAUAUGACAUGAUUCCAUUGAUCGAAAAAUGAUUAGUAAAACCUCGUCUCUAUAAUAGUUCUUCAUUUUGUUAGAACAGUGAACGUAACGUAAAUAAGUUGAGAAGUUCUCUAAAAGAUGUCUAUAUAAAAUGCUUAAAAGAAAAUCUUCCCAGAUAUCUCCUUAAGAUACUUGUCUAGAUAUCGAGUAUCAGUUUGUGGAUUAUAAAGUAAUGGAGAUAACAGAGAUGGCGAGAGAAAGAGUGCAAGUUUUCGAAAAGAUUCUCGCGUUUUCAUAAGAGCUCACGAUUUUUCGCGAAUAGGCGCUGAUUUCGUGGCUUUCGUGCGAUGGAGAGAAAACACGUGAGCGGUCACGGUCUUUAGCCAUACAUCGAGUUUUAUGCACGGCACGCACGACUCGUGGCGAUGCGACUGCGGACACGCGCUCAUCAACGUUAUUUAUCUGGAUACGUGGAAUCAAUGUAAAUACUAAACAUUCUAAUUACGCAUUCAAUAAAACAUUAAUCGUGACUAUA